Messenger RNA from Pseudopipra pipra, 3700 nucleotides. It is a transcript of the gene FHIP2B, whose product is annotated as FHF complex subunit HOOK interacting protein 2B. Lineage: Eukaryota; Metazoa; Chordata; Aves; Passeriformes; Pipridae. The record is from RefSeq and is a predicted model, not a curated record.
UGUGACCCCGCCCGCCUGCAGACGGACCUGCCGGAGCGGGAGUGUCCCGGCUGCGCGUGGAUCGUGCAGGACCGGAGGACCGGCCUGGAUUCAGCCUGGAAUCUGAGUUUUAUCCGUCCAGUAUCAACGCUACCACUACGCACAUCUAUUUUUUAUAUAUAGAUAUAUAGAUAUAUACAUAUCAAGCUCUCCCUCGGUGGGUUUCCAGCCUCUCCCUGCUGUGUUCCCGCCCGUCCCGGCACCUCGUUUUCGGGGUACAGAAUUCCCAGGUACAACUUCCUGAGCUGCUGGCUCUGCCCCCAUUGUGGGUCCGGUACAAACUGUGCCUUGGCAGCGCCCCAGCCCCCCCAGGACCCCCAUUUAUAGGGAUGGGUACGGAUCCACCUCGGAUUGAGCAGCUGGCGGGGCACACACACAGUUCGGGGGCAUCCAGUUCUCCAUUCCCUGGAGCUGGCAGGACCCAGGCUGGGCCCUGGGUGGUUUUCCAACAGCUGUGCUCCUCAGGGCUUGGUUUUCGUUGGAGAAAUGUUUUUUUUUUGUUUUGUUUUUUUUUUGUUUGUUUUUUUUUUUAAGGACUAAAAAAAAAAAAUAUGUCGUAAAACGUGUGUUGUGCUGUGUGAAAGGGAGAGCUGGGGAAGGGGGAUGUCCUUGUCCUUGUCCUUAUCCUGGUGCAUUAUGAGGGGUAUCCCCACCCCAGUGCAGGGAAGGUUGUCCUUGUCCAUCUCUAUCCCAGUGCAAGGUGUGUGUGGGGUCCUUCCCUGUCCCUGUGCGAGGUGUGUGUGGGGUCCAUCCCUAUCCCAGUGCGAGGUGUGUGGGUUCCAUCCCCAUCCCAGAGCCCCGGGUCCGUCCCCCGCCGCGAGCUGCCCCGCGGGGCAGUUCCAGGGCUAUGACACCUCCCCAACCCCAACCCCUCCUCUCCCCACCCUCCUCCAGUCCCGCCCCCUCCCCGUGUCCCCAAUCCCGCCCCGAUCCCGCCCAUCCCGCCGGGAGCCGGAGCGGAGCCGCCGGGGGAGGGAGCGGGGCGGGGCCGGGAGUGGGGUUGGGGUUGGGGUCGGGGCCGGUCCCGGGGGUGGUCCCGGGGGUCCCAGCCAUGCUGAGCCGUCUGGGAGCGCUGCUGCAGCAGGCGGUGGAGACGCGGGAGCCCAGCGUGGACCUGCUGGAAGCCUUCACCGAGCACUGGAAGGGCAUCACCGGCUACUACCUGGAGGCCACAGACGAGAGCAUCCCGGCCAGGCAGACGGACAUUCCCUGGCGCCUCAAGCAGAUGUUGGAUAUCCUGGUGUACGAGGAGAAGCAGCAGCCGGCGGGGGAGACGGGGCCGUGCCUCGAGUACCUGCUCCAGCACAAGCUCCUGGAGACACUGGGCACGCUGGGAAAGGCCGAGUAUCCCCCCGGGAUGAGGCAGCAGGUCCUGCUGUUCUUCAGCCGGGUGCUGGGGCAGGUCCAGCACCCCCUCCUGCACUACCUCAACGUGCACAGGCCGGUGCAGAAGCUGCUCCAGCUCAGCAGUGGCCGCCUGGGCUCGGGCACAGAGAAGGAGGAGGUGCAGUUCGCUGCCGUCCUCUGCUCCAAGAUCCAGCAGGAUCCCAGCCUGCUGCCGUAUAUCCUGGAGGGAAAGAGUGUCCUGAACGGGAGGAGAGCCCAGGAGCUGCCGGGCAGCCCCAGGGAAGAGGGUGUGGAGCAUCCCCCGGGCACCACUGCCAGCUGCCCCCCGGCCCAGCCCUGCCCACCACAGAGGGACAGCAACCUCGUCACCGCCCUGGUGGGGCUGUGCAGGAGCAAGAAGAGCCGAGUGGCGCUGAAGGCUCGGGAGAACCUGCUGGUGCUGGCGGGGCUGGCCCAGGAGGCGGCUGCUGCCUGCCUGGUGAGGAGCAGUGCCCUGUGCCCGCUGCUCACAGGGCACCUCUGCGAGCUGUACAGCGCCGUGCCCCCCGGCACCGACCCCGCCGACGUCCUCGCCAUGGACAGGCCCAGCUGGAGGUCGCAGGGGGACGCUGCCGGUGACGGGGUUUUCCCGGGGAAGGAGAGCCUGGCUGCCUUCCUGUGCUGGCUGGACUACCUGGAUGAGCUGGUGAUGGGGGCCCACCCGCUCGUGGCCGACGCCAUCACCGAGGCCGUGGAGGAGAAGUUUUUCCAGGGCGUCCUGCAGCCACAGCUCCUGCAGAUGUCGGAGCUCGCCGUGCUGGGCGCCACGGCCGUGCUGGCGGGGACGGUGCGGCAGAUCCGCGCCCCUGCCCUGCUCCAGCGCCUCGUGCUCUUCCUGCUGGGGCCUCACCGGCACCCCGAGACCCCCGGGGACGCCCCCCACGCCCUGCGAGCGCAGCUCAUCGACCGCUGUGACCACCUCUCCGACGAGAUCAGCCUGGCCAGCCUGCGGCUCUUCGAGGAGCUCCUGAGGAAGCCCCACGAGCACGUGGCUCACAACCUGGUGCUGAGGAACCUGGAGGCCAGGGCGUACCUGCAGCGACAGGAGCGCGGGCCCCCCGAGGCGGACCCCGAGGAGGACGGGCUGGAGCUGGAGGAGGAUCCCUAUUUCACCGACGGAUUCCCAGACACCGGCUUUGGGACAGCAAAUAACCCUCCCCCGGGCUCAGCCCCGGCGGGGAAGGGGCAAGUGAGCGAGGUGGUCAGCAGCUUCCUCUGCCUGGUCCCGGAGGAGGCAAAGACCUCCUCGUGCAUGGAGGAAGGUGGCUACGACACCUACGUGCACGAUGCCCUGGGCAUGGUCCAGACGUGUCGUGCCACUGUGGCCCCGUGGGGGUGGCCCUCAGCCCCCCGACCCCUCGAGUGCUGCCACCCUGGAGGGGCGUUUUAUGAAGGUCACUUCCUCAAGGUGCUGUUUGACAGGAUGAGCCGGAUCCUGGACCAGCCCUACAGCCUGAACCUGCAGGUGACCUCGGUGCUGUCCCACCUGGCCGCCUUCCCCCACCCCCACCUCCACGAGUACCUGCUGGACCCCUACCUCAGCCUGGCCCCCGGCUGCCGCUCGCUCUUCUCCGUCCUCGUCAGGGUGAUUGGGGACCUGAUGCAGCGGCUCCAGCGGGUGCCCCAGGCCAGGGCCAAGCUGCUCCUGGUGCGCCGGCAGCUCCUGGGGCUGGUGCCCGGCGAGCAGAUGGAUCACACGGUGCUCUUCAAGGGCGUGGUGGUGCUGGAGGAGUUCUGCAAGGAGCUGGCUGCCAUCGCCCUGGUCAAGGGGCCGCCAGAGGGGCCACCCUGAGCCCCUCUUGACCCCCCCCAAUUCGGCUGGGCUGCGGUGGCCACUGGGGGUGGCCAAACCCCAUGCUCUGGUAGCCUCCAGUGGCCCUGUCCUGACUGCCAAGAGCCAGGAACGGCCGUGGCACGCCGGGAGGGACCUCGCAGGAGGAAGAGGAGCCACCGAGUCCUUCCUCAGCACCUCGGGGGUGACGCCACCUCCCCGUGCAGGAUGUGGCCCCGCCGGGGGCGAGGCGACCGGUGCUGCGUGUCCUCCUGGGUGGUGGGUUCCUGCUCCCCCCAAACCUCCAGCAGGGAUUUUUUUUGGGGGGGCAAUAAUGGGGUGUGUGGGGCAGUGCCCCCCCCCGUCAGCUGCAAGGACUUGCUCGUCCUCCUCUGGUGCUGUGGCACAGGGGGGUGACAUGUGUGACAUGUGUGUGUGUUGGUGCACAGCACCUGCCCCUGGGUGAUGGGACUCUGCUCUAAUAAAGCUGUGAGCUCAGCACCA